Chinchilla lanigera (long-tailed chinchilla) is the source of this 3126-nucleotide messenger RNA. RefSeq names its product butyrophilin subfamily 1 member A1-like. Gene Ontology annotation, biological process: T cell receptor signaling pathway; regulation of cytokine production. The transcript is spliced from 10 exons. Gene Ontology annotation, molecular function: signaling receptor binding. The record is from RefSeq and is a predicted model, not a curated record. The coding region runs from base 334 to 1800 and encodes 488 amino acids. Lineage: Eukaryota; Metazoa; Chordata; Mammalia; Rodentia; Chinchillidae. Gene Ontology annotation, cellular component: external side of plasma membrane.
GGCUCCCUGGGGGCCCUGCUGGCAGCUGCCCCUCCGGAAUGUGAGUAACUCUUCUGCUGCGCUUCCGCCCACGCGUCCCUGUGUGGUGACUCCUCGUCAGAGAGAUCUGGGACCACACAGCACUUCAAGCAGAGAAACUUGAGUGUGUGGGGAUCGGCAUUUUCUCUGGGUUCCUGAGGCCAUGAGGGAAGAAAGCAGCUCCCUAGCUGCAUUUGUUAAUAGAAUUGCUGGGAGGCCUGUGGGUUUUUAUUGGAGAGUGACUACAGGGGACCGACCCGGACCACGGCUGUGACAGAGCGAGGACAGGGCCCGACCUCACCCUGAGCCGCCGGGAUGCAGCGCCGGGCCCCGAGCUUCAGGCCCCUCCUGCUCUGGCUCCUGCUGCCCUGGCCAGGCGCAGGGCAGUUCCAAGUGAAGGGACCAACAUCACCAGUCACUGCCCAGGUGGGAGGAGCAGCUGUACUUCCCUGCCUCCUCAGCCCACCCAUGGAUGCUGGGAACAUGGAGAUCAGAUGGUACCGAGACCACCAAUCGGUACUGGUGCACGAGUACAGGGAUUCUCGGGACCACACGGAGCAGCAGAGUCCCAUGUACCAAGGGAGGACAGAGCUCCUGAGGGAGAACAUCACCCACGGCCAGGUGGCCCUGAGGAUCCAUCCCGUCCUCCCUGGAGAUGAAGGGCAGUACAGCUGCGUCUUUGUAAGAUCCGCACAGCUCAGCCAAGCACAGUUUGAGCUGCGUGUCGCAGCCUCAGGUACCCCUCCUCACAUCCACAUUCAGCCUGCACACACUGGGAGCAUUAAGAUGACCUGUUCGUCCUCAGGGUGGUACCCAGAGCCAGUGCUCCAGUGGAGGGACUCAAGAGGGUGGGCUCUGGCACCUGACUCUCUGAGGACGUCCCUACAAGAUGAUGGCCUGACCCACGUGGAAAGCUCUGUCACAGUGGAGGAAAGCUCAAGAGCAGAUGUGUCCUGCUCAAUCAGGAACCCUGUGCUCAGAGAGGAGCAGGAGGCGCAUCUGUCAGUGGUCGAGGCCUUGUUCCCCCGGGCCAGUGCUUGGACAGUGGCCCUGGCUGUGUUCCUGGUGCUCGUGGCCGUCACCUUGAUGAUCACUGGAGUUCUCCUCCUGAGAUCUAGCAGAGCCCAAGGGCAAAUCAAUAAAGAACACAAGAGAAUCACUGAAGAACUUGAACAAAGAAAACUUUCUGUGAAGAACUAUCUGAAGGAAGCUCGACAUUUUGCAGAAGACAUAGUUCUGGAUGAAGACACUGCCCACCCUCAGCUCUUGGUGUCAGAAGGUGGGAAGCGUGUUGAAUGUUGGUCAGAACAGCGAGUUGUUCCUGAAAUCCCUGGAAGAUUUACCUUUGUCCCAGCUGUGCUGGGUCUGAACAGCUUCUCCAGCGGAAGCCAUUACUGGGAGGUGGAUGUAGGAGGGAGUAAAAGGUGGACAAUAGGAGUGUGCUCGGAUUUGGCCAACAAGAAACUAUAUUAUGGGGGUGUUCAUCCCCAGAAUGGUUUUUGGACCAUUGACAGGGCUCAUGAUAAUUACCGGGCUUUUUCUCUACCCCGAUAUGAUUUUAAGGUUGUAGCACCUCCUGUGACAGUGGGGAUUUUUUUGCAAUAUGAGCAAGGAUUGAUCUCUUUCUAUGAUGUGGAGCAAUUUACUGUACUCCAUACUUUCAAAGGCAAGUUCACUCAGCCCUUGAGGCCAUGUUUUUCUACUGGAUUUCCCUCUCUAGGACAUUAUCCUGGCCUUUUCAUCCCCACAGUGCCACCACCAGAUGAAUCUGGUCCUCCUUAGAGCACAUCUAAAGGACCUUGCACAGUACUCAUCCCCAGGGACCAGGACAGCCCACAGCUUCCCAGCCAGGAUGCGCAUUGUCAGGGCUGGUGGUAUCUUCCUCCAAGAGAAAAUGAAGUAUAAGCCCUGUUACUUGCCAAUUUUUACUGCUCAACCCUGCAGCCAAGCUUCCCCUUAAUAUAUUUCCUUUGAUCCCUGUCAGCUUUGAGAAAUGCAACUUCUUUCUAUUCUCCCUCUUCUGAACAUCAAACUGUGGAAAGAGUUGGCUGCUUCCCUCAAUAUAUCAUCGCCAUGCAUUUCUCACCAUGCUUUAGCACAGAGUGACAGUAAUUUUAUAUUUCACCACUAACCAUGGUCUCUUGACUGGUAAAACCAAAUGUGCUUAUUUCGUUGACCAUGUUUAUGAUAAAAUGAAUGUGCUAAGAUCCUGAGUGUGUGGGAUAGCAACAAACUGAGUAAAAUUAAAUCUUAUCAACAAGACCUUAGCAGACAUUUAUGUGUGGAAACAUCAUGUAUAGCCCAAUAUGCCUUUGAAAUUUUCUUAUCUUGUUUUAUAUUUUAAAAUAUUUAAUUGGCCAUGGUGAUAUACAUAAAGUACAUAAAAGAUGAUUUGAUGUUGAGAUAUGCACACACUGUGAAAUGCUUACCACUAUUGGUCAGACUGAGAGAGCCAUCACCUCCCAUGCUGGAUAUGGAUUCUCUAGAACACGUCCGUCCUCUAAGUUUGCAGCCUUGGCGUUUGUUCUCCUAUUACCUCCUCACCCCAUUUUCUGGUAACCAGUGCUUUAUCCUCUGCUUCUAUGAAUUUAACAUUUUUAUAAGGUUUUUAGUUUUCACAUAUUCAUGAGUUUCUUCAAUAAAUGUCAAGACAAAUUAUCUCAGUUCAAGCGCAUUUCCUCUCCUCUGAAGCAAAAGGCAGCAUAAACUGGGAAUACUGAGUAGAACCCAAGCCAGUGCUAUCUUGUCUCCAUUGUAUUUCAACCAUGAAAUUCUGCAUGCCACUUAUGUUCCAUCCUGGGGAAAUUAUAGACAAAACUCAGGAAGACAGAGAAAACUGAACUCUCACACAUCGUUGGUGGGACCGUAAAAUGCUACAGACACCAUGGCAAUGUGAUUAGAAGACUCUCUUAAAUAUACAAUCAUCCUAUGACCUGCAUCUCUAGCUCAAGUUUUGUGCUGUAGAGAACUGGAACAUGAAUGGAGAAGUCAGCAUAAAAAUUUUAUAGCAGCUUCUACACGAUUUUCUAAACACUGAAAAAGUUCUCAAUUCUCCUUAAGAAUUUUGAAUAAACUUUAGUACAUUUAUAUAACUGAAUAUGAUUUCAA